Messenger RNA from Chara braunii, 2431 nucleotides. Lineage: Eukaryota; Viridiplantae; Streptophyta; Charophyceae; Charales; Characeae. The record is from the annotation of a GenBank genome assembly.
GCCUGCUGGACCUACCUGCAGCCAGUGCCUCGAUGCCGUAGGAGGAUGAGCCGUGGAAAUAGAGCUGCAGCCUGCCGGUGCAUUUAUGAAAAAAGGAGGAAGAAAAAAGAACAAGAUGAGGGGGUGGGGGGGUUGGGUGUGCAGCUGGCAGCAGCCGUUACUUCCGUGGAAACUUGCUCCAGAUUUUCCGGAUUUCUCAGUGCAGUGUGAUUGAAGGAAGAAUGCCACUGACAAUGGGAAGCAAUGCCAGCCGCACUUGUUUUUUUUUCUGCAAUACGCCCCUCCCUCAACUGUGCAAUAGGAAUCACGCAUCUAGACGUGGUAGUGUCCUGAUACAUUCAAAUUGCUGGAACAGUCUAUGUGUGUAUAGUUCACAAAAGCAGCUCAGAUACGUGCAGAACGUUGCGUAGUGGAAAGAGCCUGUGUUUUCCUCUGCCCGCUUGCUCGGGAGAAAUGUCCGCCACAGCGGGUGCCAAGAAACAGCGUGAUCGGAGGAAAGGAUGUCAGUUACAUGGGGACGCAAUAUCAAUGUCGGCCGUGAUUGUGUUUUCCUACAAUACACCACUCCUUUUACUGCAAAACAGGAAACGUAUCUGGAUCUGUUCCUGUACUGGUACGUUUCAAAUGAUGGUACCCUUUGAUGAAGCUGUGCCGACCCUGUGGAGGGACCUCUGGGUGUGGUGCCGAAGGUCCAAAAAAAUAGCUGCGCAAGGUACUGGUGGUUUAAGUGUAGUGAUUAUCAGUGUGGUUUAGCUGUGAAUUGGUGCCAUUGGAGGAGUUUGACAUUGACAUUGACAGAGCUCUUGUAUGUCUAUAGGCUGACAAGAGCACCAGAAAAUGUCAAUGAUCUCUAGCUGCAGGUGGGACGCAGGAGUCGUAUACCUGAACACACUGUAAAGACAGUCCAUGUGUGUGCGUGUGUGUGUAGAGAUGUGUGUCUGCGUGUGUGUUGCCUGUGCGUGUUUGUCUGCAUGCCUGUGUGUGUAGGUUGUCAAAUUAUCACCAAACCCAUAAGAGUGCAAGGCCCUGCACGUCUCUGUGGGGUUGAGCGUGCGAAGUGCCCACACAUUUGUCCGCUUGUGUGUGUGUGUCCGCGUCGGUGCUCGGUGUUGUAACAUCCUGCAAUUUUUUCCACUGAUCUCUUCUUCAAGGGGGAGGAUCCUACUUCAGCUCAGACUCAGCAGUUGUGAGAGAAUGUGAAGUCCGCACAAGCAGCAUGGCGAUAAUGCGCUGCUGCUCCUGUACAUAGAUGACAGUUAAUGAUGCCGGGCAUUGAGGAGCUGCUUUUCAAAGCAUUUCUCCAAGUGCAUGAUCAACAGCAAUUCCGUUGUGGUGGCAUGUCGUCUGUGCCAUUCCAGAUCACCUGCCACAGUUGAGUGGCCGGCAGCAGCGGCGGUUAGCCGAUGAACAAGGUGUCGCUUUUCGCCAAAAGGCAGCCUGCAUGGAUCGGAGAUUGUCACGCACUGUGUUGUCCUUGUGAUCUCAAUGGUUGGGUGGGUAGAUUGGUGGCAUCGGCGCACAAGAGUCAAUCAACCUUGCUAGAAUGCACCCGCCCAUCUUUCAAAAUGGAUUUUUUUCACACUUUUUGCUUCUGAAAAAAGGCACUCUACAGGGCUUUUCAGCUUCGUCGUGGACGGUUGUUGCGUUUCAUCCAGGGAGGCUAUAAGAAUUUACGCAUCUGUCGGAAGGGCUAAACAGUGUUUCUAGUACAAAGAGGCAAAGCAGCACAGCCUUUGGGUGAGUUAGCGGUGGGCUGUGAGCUACAAGAGCGAUUGCUGACUGCCCACAGCCUGCGGUGGUAAGUCCAGACCUGAUGUCAGUUGGACCGAUCUGCAGCUUGUCAUGAGGGCCCUGAGUUACAAAGAGGCAAGCAGCACAGCAUUUGGGUGAGUUAGCGGUGGGCUACGAGCUACAAACUACAAGAGCGAUUGCUGACUGCCCACGGCCUGUGGUUGCAAGUCCGGACCUGACGUCAGUUGGACCGAUCUGCAGCUUGUCAUGAGGGCCCUGAGUUGAUAGGGUGGUCAAGGCCUUCUGUGGCUACUUUCCAAGGGAGGAGGAACGCACACCCUUGGGGAGGGCUGGGGAGGGUGGUGAGGAGGAGGAAUGAUCCCCACUGGGUGGACGACAAAGCCCCCAAACAGCUUCCUUUUGGACAGGUGCCAUCCCACUGGGGUGGCCUACAGAGGCCCCAAUGAGCUGCCUUUUCUGUACACGUGCUUAUUGUGACGUAUGGCUGAUUGUCAUGGUCCAACUUCUCAUCAUGCUCAGUCCGGAGGGGUAGAAUUGUUGCUUGGGAAUAGAAGUCAAGAAACUUCUGGAUUUUGCUUUGUUGGAAUACGAACAACACUUGGACACAACAGAAAAAACUACCGAGUGGUGGCUUUCACUUGUUAUUUUUGUCUUCUGGCAACAAAAUAGUGUGUGCAUG